AUUUCGGAAUAGUGUAAUCAAAAGUCUAAGACGCAAUUUUUAAAUAACCCAACUGUGUGAUAUUUGUUAAUUAGUAAGAAAUACAUCAUAUGUGAAUUCGGAAAUAAAUAUUGUGUAUAAACAGUUACUUUUAUCCAAGAAGAAACCAAAUCAAAAACCAUCAAUAUGUUCAAAUGCUAAAAUAAAACGUGAUAACAAAUUUAUAUAAACAGAACCAGCGGAGGUAAGCGAAUAGCGAUGCCGACGCGUUCAGUUCUCCAUGACGACAUAGAAUGCGAGGAUGACUCGGACUUUCAAAUCGAGGAUGACCUUGACCUCUCGGAGUUCGACGAGAUUGGCAAGUCACCAAUUGGAGACGACGAAAUCCAAAAAGCGGUGACGAAAAGUGCGAAAGAUGCCGAUGAUACGCAGAAGGUUCCGAAGAAGCGAGGACCAAAGAAAAAGAAGAUGACGAAAGCAAGACUGCUGCGUUUGCGGAUGCGUAGAGUGAAAGCAAAUACGCGCGAAAGAAACAGAAUGCACGGUCUUAAUGAUGCGUUGGAUAACCUGCGUAAACACGUGCCGUGUUAUUCAAAAACACAGAAACUUUCAAAAAUAGAAACACUCCGCCUCGCUUGUAACUAUAUCAGCGCUCUGGCGAAUAUCCUCAAAUCAGGUGUCAGACCGGACGGUGUGACCUUCGCGAAAGCCUUGUCAAAGGGGUUGUCCCAGAACACUAUGAAUCUUGUUGCAGGAUGUCUGCAGUUGAAUCCCCGGACUCUACUUCCGGAGUCCGCCUCUUAUUCGAAAUCGUAUCAGUUUUUAUAUGAAAACUCCUCUGUAGACUACGUGAAUCCACUGCUAGGAACCAGUGACUAUGCAAACCAUGAUUUCACCGGAUAUGACAGCUAUUCACCGUCCAGAGGAAACACGUGUUAUUCUAUGCCUUCUCUUAACCACAUGCCUCAAUCAAGCGUGCCUUCUAUGGUGAACGGGUACGUUUCACCUCGGAUAAUGAGUCCGCUCCAGGGUUACACCCCAGACAACAGUCUCCAAGUCGAGGCUAUGACGUCAUCGGGUUUCAUGCGCUGUGAUAAUGUAAUGGAGACUUAUCGUCAUAGUAGCGCCCCGUAUGAUCAGCUUGAGAUGAGCCAACAAGGCGUCAUGAAUCAAGGCUACGGUCAACACUGUGCGAUAAUGGACUCGCUGGUGGAUCAAAUGGCUGAGACCGAUAUGUCCUUUUUGUCGGGAAGUUCCAACAUGUUUGACCAGAUGACACGAUAGACCUUUUCCUAUAAAUUAGGAACCUCGAUAAUGAUUUUUACAUUCUAAUAAAACAAUAACCAAUGCGAAAAUAGCGCGGGAUUGACACGUAUUUUGUAGAUCUUUUUGUGUACCAUUAAUUAUACGACUUACGGGAUACUGAUAUUUAAUUAAUAACAACGCGGAAUAUUUGCAGAUAGAAAGUAGUUCUUUUUAGUUUGUGUUGUCGGAGUUCAAAGUUAUGAAUUGUCAAAACAAUAACGAAGAGAGUAAGGACUAAUGCAACAUACCAACUUUAAGCAUUUUGUUUUGCAUCAUUCUAGUCUUUAAAAUGUAGGACAAUAUCACGACUAAACCGACACACAAACGACUACAGAACACUAGAUCAGGGAUCAACCCAAUCUCCACGCAAAGUUUUCGUUCCAUGUUUUCUCAUACUAUCUCUGCUAUAUAAAAAUCCGACCAGAUAUGGAAGGAUUUUGUUUUAAGUAUUAUGUAAUGAAAAGUAGUAUAUUUUUUUAUAAUUUGAAAAUUUUGUAUAAGUUCCGGUUCAUACUACACAAAUAAAUGAUCUAAAUUUAAAAACGGACAGUAACAACUGGAAAAUUAUUCUACCACGUGGCUCAGCUAUCAGGACGUGGUUGGUUGUAACGGCAGGGAUUUGAAAGAGCUAUGUAUCCUGGUUUCAAUCUAUUGCACGACGAUUAAAUAACUUUCAUUCACGUUAGAGUCGUGUUCUGUGAAAACAGGGCUUAAUGCAUGUGCGUAA
Molecule: messenger RNA, 2011 nt
Organism: Dreissena polymorpha
Lineage: Eukaryota; Metazoa; Mollusca; Bivalvia; Myida; Dreissenidae
Product: neurogenic differentiation factor 1-like
Exons: 2
Coding region: 238-1263 (341 amino acids)
Molecular function (GO): protein dimerization activity
Source: RefSeq, a predicted model, not a curated record